Messenger RNA from Homalodisca vitripennis (glassy-winged sharpshooter), 2216 nucleotides. Its product is annotated as MFS-type transporter clz9-like. Gene Ontology annotation, cellular component: nucleus. The record is from RefSeq and is a predicted model, not a curated record. Lineage: Eukaryota; Metazoa; Arthropoda; Insecta; Hemiptera; Cicadellidae. Gene Ontology annotation, molecular function: DNA binding. Bases 285 to 2216 code for a protein of 643 amino acids. The transcript is spliced from 2 exons.
GGGUGGGCAAAGUGGCCACUGCGGGCAUAGUGGCCACGGCCGAUUUCUCUGCCACGCAGUGCUGCUACGCAGCGGCCAACGCCUCAACUACUGCGCGAGACCUCCAUUAGUGUUCUGUAGCGUUGUGAAGGUGGUCAGUUUACGUGUUCGGAUUUUAUCAUCAAAUGUGUUGUUUUUCAAGUUGCUGAUGUAAGUUGGAGUCAUGGUGUCCAAAUACAAACGGAAAACCGAGCAGCAGUCUUGGGACCCUCAGGCGAUGCAACGAGCUAUCAACGCCGUGAGAGAUGGUAUGCCAAUGCAAACAGCUGCAAAAAAACUUCAAUGUGCCAAGAAAUACGUUGAAACGCCGGGUUUUAAAUAAGAACCAGCAUGCUAAGGAAACAAACAAAGUUCUUGGCCACUACCGUCCUGUUUUUAAUGCAGAACAAGAACAGCAUCUUGUAGAAUAUCUUUUAGAAAUGGAGGUACGAUUUUUUGGAAUCACUUUAAAUGAUUUGCGUAGUCUUGCUUACAAACUUGCAGAGCAAAAUAAUAUCACACAUAAUUUCAACCAUGAAACAAAAUUAGCUGGGAAAGAUUGGGUUAGGGGCUUUAGACAGCGCCACCCUGAAAUGGUGUUGAGAGUACCAGAGGCUACUUCGGCAGCAAGAGCCCAGGCUUUUAACAAAGUAAAUGUUACAAAGUUCUUUGACAUUUUAGAGGAUGUCCAGAAAAACCACUUAUAUCCACCUCACAGGGUUUUCAAUGUCGACGAAACAGGACUUAUGACUGUCCAGACUAAAUCGUCAAAGGUUUUUGCACUUAAAGGCAGACGACAAGUUGGCUCACUCACAUCUGCUGAAAGAGGUGUUCUCUCGACAUUUGUAGUUUCAAUGUCAGCAGGAGGGACUUUUAUACCUCCUAUGGUCAUAUUUCCAAGGCAGCGAAUGAAAGUUGAGCUGCAAGAUGGUUCUCCACCAGGGACAGUUUUUGCCUGCCAUCCAUCAGGGUGGAUGCAAACGGACAUUUUCACUCAAUGGUUUGAGCACUUUUUGCGCUUUGCUAAGCCUUCAAAAGACGACCCCGUCUUAUUGGUACUUGAUGGACAUGCAACUCACACAAGGAACCUUGACUUUAUCGAAAAGGCUAGGAAAAACCAUACAACUGUGGUUUGCAUCCCCCCUCAUUGCAGCCACAAGCUCCAGCCGUUAGACGUAGCGUUUAUGGGGCCAUUCAACACCUAUUAUGUCCAAGCAAUCGAGAGAUUUUUACGAAAUAACCCUGGUAGGCAAGUAACUCAAUACCAAGUGUCUCGUCUUCUCGGGGAAUCAUUUUUAAGUGCUGCUACUCCUACUGUUGCGGUUAAGGGAUUUAGAAGGUGUGGCAUAGUGCCAAUCAACAGGGAUGUGUUCACUGAUGCAGAUUUUGUUGCUUCUACAACAACGGAAAUUCCCAAUCCAUCUCAGUCACACCCAACAGCUGACAUCAAUCCAGUUUCACCGGACCCUGAUAAAGAUGGACCUGCUGAUGCCGAUCCCAAUGCAAGUGCAACAUCAGGGCCUGUUGAUCCCGACCCUAAUGCAAGUGCAACAUCAGGGCCUGUUGAUCCCGACCCUAAUGCAAGUGCAACAUCAGGGCCUGUUGAUCCCGAUCCCAAUGCAAGUACAACCUCAGGGCCUAUAUUAGGUUCCGGAGACCCCACAACAUUAUUUGUUCUCGUCUCUUCAAGCCCAAAUACCUCAAGCAAUGAACGUCCAUUAAAACCCAAUGCCUCAUCUGCCUUAAGCUCCAUGCCUAGUAGGCCUACCUCAUCUGCUUUAAGUCCAACCGCCAUACCCAGUACAUCAUUUGUUGUAAGCCCUCAAGAAAUUAUCCCGAUUCCUAAAACAAACAUCAUCAAACGACAAAAUAAGAGGAAAAAGGGUUCGGCUGCAGUGUUAACCUCAAGCCCUUACAAGGCUGAACUUGAGGCAGCGAAGGCAGAAAAGGAAAACAAAGAAAGACUGAAGAAAAUUAAACUGGAGAAAAAAGAAGAAAAAAAGAAGUUGGCGAACAAAAAAAAGAAGCCUGUCAAAGAGAAAAGGAAACCAAAAGUGGCAAAACGUGCUUUGUUUCUGAACGAAUCAGAUAGUGAUGAAAGUGACGCGGAUUGUUUGUACUGCCAGAACUUGUUCUCAAAAUCUAAAAGUAAUGAAGGGUGGAUACGGUGUUCGGGGUUGCCACAAAUGGGCACAUGA